AUGGACUUGGUUCAUAAGAGGUGCCUCUGCAAGAGGGCGCUGCCUAGCUUUGGAGCCGAGGGCGAGAGGCCGACCCGUUGCGCCGCCUGCAAGACGGAAGGCAUGAUGGACGUGGUUCAUAGGAAGUGCAUGUGCAAGAGGUCGCAGCCUAGAUUCGGGCUGGUGGGCGAGAGACCCACCCGUUGCGCCGCAUGCAAGACCGACGGCAUGGUCGACGUGGUGAAUACAAUGUGCGAAAACGGGUGUGGUACGAGGGCAAAAUCUACGCCUUACAAAGGAUACUGCCUGAGGUGCUUCGUGUACCUGCACCCGGGCGAGAAGGUCUCUCGCAACUACCGAGUCAAGGAGCAGCACUUUACGGACCACAUCAAAGCGGCUGGCAUCCUCCCGAACCACUCUCAGGUAACCUUCGACAAGAGGCUUCAAGGGGGGUGCUCGGGGCGGAAGCCGGACAUCUUCGUGGACAUGUACACUCAUACGGUGCACUGCGAAAACGAUGAGGACCAGCACCGUAACUACACGUGCGAAAACAAGCGGCUGAUGGAGCUCUUCCGGGAUGCGGGCAACCGUCCCCAGGUCCAGCUGAGGUUCAACCCAGACGGCUUCACGGCAGAAAACGGCGUACGGCACCCGAGCUGCUUCAAGUACAACAAAUACGGCGUGCCGGUGAUCCGAGAUCAGACGACGUGGGACAGGCGGAUGGGCGCAUACAUGGAACGGCUACGAUACCAUCUCACUCACGUGCCUGAUAGAGAGAUCACCGUGGAGCACAUCUGUUAUAAUGGCUACAAAUGGAAGAGCGACGAACGAGGCGACCAAGUAGGGCAGAAGCGGAAGCGAAUGGCGCCGGCGUCGCGCCCCAUCCUCGCCGUCUCGGAGACCGGCACCAUGACCCGGUAUCAUAGCAAACGUGCCGCUUCCGAGGCUACCGGUAUUCCCGCGGCGAGCGUAGCUUUCGCCGCCUCCAACCUCGCCCUGCGCGAUGGCCGCCUGUGGAAGUUCGAAGACGACCCUCGACAGGUGGACAUGAGCCGCUGUCAAGCCGUUCGAGAGCAGGUUGUCGCCGCUCCGACGGAAGCGGACGUCGAGCAGGCCAGGGACUUCGUGGAUGCUCUGCGGGGAGAUGACGGCCGCAUGAUCACCGAGAUGCGCCUGAGCGACGGCUACGUCUCCGCCACGAAGAUGUGCCAGUCUGCGGGCAAGAUGUGGGGACAUUACAACGCCGUCGAAGGGAACGUGGCCUUCAGGACCGCUCUGGCUACAUCUCUCCAUACUCCGAUAGCUGACCUUGUCCAGUCCAUAACCAAUGGUCCACUCUACCAGAGGGGCACAUGGGUGCACCCUCAGCUGGCCAUUCACCUGGCGUCCUGGUGCUCGCCCACGUUUGCGGUCAAGGUUACUGCGCUCGUGCUCCGCUACCUGACCGGGCAGGUCACCACUGAGGAGUCUCGGGCCGCAGCCAAGACCGUCGCCGAGCGCGCUGUUCCGCCCGAGGAGACGGACGAAGAUUCGAGAGCCCUCAAACGCCUGAAGGUGACGCACGAGAUCGAGCUAGAGAAGACAAAGCACGCUAAUGAGAUGGCGAAGCACGCUAACGAGAUGGCGAAUCACGCCAAUGAGUUGGCGAAAUUGCAGUCGGAGACGUCUCGCCUGCGCAUGGAGAGCACUCGGGAGCUCAUGGAGGGAAGCAAGCGCUUGAUCGACGGCUUGGCGUCCGGCAUCGCACCCCCUGCCUUGACCGGCAUGAUCAACAUCGCGCGCCACAACCUCGCCGUCAAGUGCCUCGCGGUGUUGGGACCGAGCGGCCCCGCAUCCGAUCCCGGCAUCGAGCCACCCGUGGCGCCUCGGCUCGUAGCCGCCGCACGGCGCGUCACAGUCCAGGAGUUCGGCAGGGAUAUCCUGGGUCUGAGGGCCGACCAACUGGCGACGGCGCGACUCUCGGUCGUCGGCAGCAAGCUCGGCAGGAUGUGGAAGAGCCAGCCGGGCAAGGGCGAGAUCGUGGAGCUCGUCUCGAAUUCAGGAGAGAAGUCGUGGAAGCGCACGGUCGCGGAGAACGGGGCUCCGCACACGUCCACGUUUUCGGGCCCGCUAGACGCAACGAUGCUGGCAAACAACCGCAUCAAGUUCUCAGCUGCAUACCUAGGCACCAACGAGAUCGGGAACGGACAGGCAUACGACGUCUGGACCUAUCAGUUGAACGAGGUCGAGAACUUGAUGCGCGAGGCGUUCCGGGCAUAG
This is a messenger RNA of Klebsormidium nitens, 2238 nucleotides long. The record is from the annotation of a GenBank genome assembly. NCBI's taxonomy places the organism in Eukaryota, Viridiplantae, Streptophyta, Klebsormidiophyceae, Klebsormidiales, Klebsormidiaceae.